UUUAGAUAUAUUGGAGAUAUCAAGAAAAGUAAUAUAUAUAUACAUAAAGGGAAUAAAAUAAUUAAAAAAGAAAGUUUAUAACGUCACAUAAUUAAGAAAAUCAAUUUAUUACUAUCUAUGAAUUCAUUAAAUUCCAUUGAAUCCAGAUCAAAUUCAACCGAUUUACAAUUAAUUGAUAUACAUAUUUAUGUGAUCCCGCCAAAUUUAUGGAUUAAUGAUUUAAAUACAACAUUUACUCAAGUGAUUAAAAAUACAGUUUCAGCUGGAAUAAUUCGUUCUAAAAUUAAUAUAAAUUUAGCUGAAUUACGUGAAAUUUUAAAGAAAGAAUUUGAAGAACAAAUUUUACCAAAUGAUUAUAUAUUUUGUAAACAAGUUGGACAUUCACUUGGUCGUAUUCAAUCAAGUCAAGAGAUAUUGUUUAAAGUGAAUGAAUUUCUUCCUCCUCAGUCUGAACUAUCUGAGAUCUAUGUGAUAGAUCGUCAGGCUAUUGAUGAAAGUCAAAUACAUCAAAAAGAAGUUUAUCAACAUGCUGCAGCACAACAUCAUCAGGUCAAUUUAAUGCCACUUCCUACAUUAGGACAAACGAGAUCAGCAUCACCAAUAAUAAAACCAGAUGAUUCAAAGAAAAAUUUACUUGACAAUAAUGAAAAUGUUCAGUCACCAAGUAUUCCUACUCCACAAAGGCAAAAUACACCAGUUAAUCCUGAAUUACCUCCUGUGACAAAUAUACAUCAAGAAUCUCAACAACAGCAGUUACAACAAAAUAUCAACAGACCUAGUUCACAUUAUGAACAAAGACCAUCUAUUAAUUUACCAGUAAUUUACCCAGUACCAAAUCAAUCUGUAAACAGUUCACAUGAAUUAACUUCAUUACAAACUGAGUUUAUACCAAAAUCGUUAACACCCAUUAUUCAUACUGGUGAUUCUGGUUUAGAUACUAUUUCAGCAGCAAUUGGUCAUCAAAAAGAUGUUUUACAACGUUUAGAAUAUGAACAACAAAAACGUAUAUUACAGAUGCAAGCGGAAGCUGAAGAGCGUCGUCGUCGUGAGGCUGAACUAUAUGCAAAAGAAUUAGCUAAAAAUGCUAAUCACGCUAAGCGAAUGGAAGAACUAGAGAAAGAAUUAAGAAGAUGGACUGAUGAGGCGAAACAGACAAGAGAACGUUUAGAUCAGUUAAAAUCAGCAUGGGAUACAGCAUUAAAAUCAAAAGAGGAAGAGAUCACUACUUUAAAACAAGGUUUAGAAUUCAUGAAAAAGAGCAGAGAUCAAAAUGAUGGUAAACCCACAGCAAGAGAAAUCGCUGCACAAACAGAAAUACGCCAACUUCAAAUUCAGUUGACCGAAAUGAAGGAGAACUAUAGUCGUGUUAGAAGAGAAUUAGAAGAAAGACGUAAAGCUGCAGACGCCAGAAUGGACGCUGUUGGAGAUGAAAUAAAGGAUUUAAGGCGAAAAAUGUCAGAUGUACAUGCUACACUAAAAGAACCCAAACCUGUACAAAUUACAGUCAGUUCACACCCUAAAUCUGUUUGUGACGUAGGAACAGAAGCAAUAGAUGAAGUCAAAAAGUCACCACCGCCUCCGAAAAUUAGGAUCAAAAAACGUCAAGUUCAAAUGGAUUCCGAUGAUGAUGUUGAACAUCUACAGCGUUUAAGACGUCUCCGAAUGGCUGCAGAAAAACGAAGAAUAGAAUUGGUUAAACGUUUGCAUUAUUUAUAUGUGAGCUUAGGAACUCGAAGAACACAAGCUCGAGAUGAAUGGAAACGUCGUUAUUAUUCAGCUAAAAAACAGGCACCAAAUCUUGAAUCAAGAAUGAAUGGACACAGAGGUGAUUUAGAAUCACUGAUCAGAAGGACUAUUUCAACCUUAAAACACAGUGGAACAGAUUCUGUAGAGAUCCAGCAUCUCGCAGAGCAGAUGGAGAAACGUCGAGUGGUAACAAGAGAGGAAUACAAACUAGCUGAAAUUAUGCUCAGUUUAACCAAGGCAAUUCGACUUCGAUCACAGGCUGAAACAGAAGGUAGGCUUCUUAACGCUGAAUUGGACCGUAGAAGAGGUGAGCUUAGUUUAGUCAAGUCUACAUCACCAAGCCGAAGAGCAUAUGCAUGCUCAUUAUCACCCAGACGGAGAACAAUACGUGAAUCACGAGAUGUUGCAAGCUUAAAAUCUAAUGGACGACGUACUGUAACUUCAUAUGAACGGCAACGUAGACAUGUUAAUUAUAAGAGUUUAUCUCCGAAUCGAUUGUCAAAUGAUCAAACAUCACAAGAAUCAAGUAGCCAGGAUGACAUGAAAGUUCCAUAUAGAACGAGAAUACAGAGUCCGAAAAAACAAAUUCAAGUUCACGGAUCAGAUGUACGGAUCAAAACUCCAGACUUCGAAGUAUCUGUGCACUCUGGCAAUGAAUCGAAUUGAUAAUAUAAUAAUUACGUCCUAAUAAAUGUAACACAAACCAAAUGAACAUAAAUAACUUGCGUAAUGACAUGUGUUGUGAACUAUGAUUUAUUAAAAUUAGGUUAACCGUAUGUUUGUUUAUUUAAACAAAAAUAGAAUUGUAUACUAACUUAUAUUUUCAAUAGUUAACAAUAAUAAAGCUCAACUUAUGAUAAGAUAUUGACUAAUAGUUUCUGAUUCGAUAUUGUAUUAGAAGACAACUAAAAAGUCAACGAUCAAUCGAAUCACGAUUUCCGUCCAAUAACAUAAUGCGGAAUGCUACAGUCAUCUAAAUGAGACAUGAAUUCUUACGUAUUUAAUGAAAUGCACUACUAACCCAGAUAUAUUCCUGGUUUCAGAAUAACGGGAUUGUGAAUAAUGAAGAACUGAUAGAUUAUUUAAAUUUAUAUAACUCUAGAUGAUAAGUUACUAUACAAUAAAAUAUGGAAUAGGAAAAUUUGUUGAACAUAGUGAGACAUUUUAUAGGAAAAUCGACUGAUGUUAAAAUAAAGGUAGCAAAAGUAAAAUUUACUCAACAAACAUAUUGAUUUUACACGACUGAAGCAUGAAAUUAUAGAAUUGAUCAGUAAACAACUAUCACACAAACA
Molecule: messenger RNA, 3038 nt
Organism: Schistosoma haematobium
Lineage: Eukaryota; Metazoa; Platyhelminthes; Trematoda; Strigeidida; Schistosomatidae
Gene: SPATA1
Product: spermatogenesis associated 1
Exons: 13
Coding region: 118-2412 (764 amino acids)
Source: RefSeq, a predicted model, not a curated record